Symbiodinium pilosum is the source of this 868-nucleotide messenger RNA. The record is from the annotation of a GenBank genome assembly. NCBI's taxonomy places the organism in Eukaryota, Dinophyceae, Suessiales, Symbiodiniaceae.
GUGGUUAGUACGUGAGUGCGGCUGCGACCAGGACAUUUUGCAGCGACUCUUCGAAAAAUUUACAUACUGCCGCAGAACUGAUCCUCUCCAUGCACCCCGGGAUGGCUUUGUCAGCGCAGUGCAGCAGAGCACAAGACUAUACGCUGCGCUUACAACAACAUCUUUGUUGUCGGUCCCUGGCGUUGCGAGGCCGAUGAACUGGGGGGAUGUUCUUUGGCAACUUUCAUGCAUGGAAGCUCCGACACUGUCCUGGGCUGACCUUGUGGCAGUGGUGUGCUGGUGCCGAGCUUGGAGUCUGGGUCUCCCCACCUCAGAAGCUUCAGCGUCCUCCUUCCCUGCACGACCAACUUCGCUUGUCCAAGUCUCGGCAGCCAAAGCCCGUUUGGAUUCAUUGCUACGAGACCGAGCGGUGAGGUCAUCAGACACGUCUGCAAGGGAUGGACUGUCGCCGAGGCAUGGCCAGGCGCGAGAGCGAGAGAAGCAGCCUUUGCCAUCCAUGCAUGCGAAACUUCCGGAGCAUUUGCAAAGCGGCUCCCCACUGGAGACGGUCAGCAGAAGACUGGCGCAGGCGUCAGGGUUUGCCUUGCCCCCACGUGCACAUCGUUCAAAGCAUCCUUGGCUGGACGACUCAGAUGAUGAUGCUCCUUCACGCGCAGACAGGCAAUACGUUCGAGCUCCAGAAGUUCCUCAUCUGUCCCCUCGACAUGAAGUGAUGGCCCCAAAGCCUGCAGCUGCGUUGCGGUUGCAGCUCCCCGCUGAAGCACAGCUGCCAAAUCCCACUGAGCUUCAAAAGCUGGAAGGAGAGCUUGCCAAAAUCCUAAACAUGCCCGUUCAAGCUGUCAGGCUGCAGGGCAUGAGGCCGCUCUGA